Messenger RNA from Mycena citricolor, 1096 nucleotides. The record is from the annotation of a GenBank genome assembly. Lineage: Eukaryota; Fungi; Basidiomycota; Agaricomycetes; Agaricales; Mycenaceae.
CAGCGAUGCUCGGAUUUCUUGCGCCCCGCCGCGGCGAGAAUAUGAUCGAAAGGGUUGAUGUAAGUCUCGAAUUGUUUGACCUGUGCGCGAGGCGUACUCCGUGCGUGUAAGCAGUGUUCUGAUCAGCUGAUCGUGUUCUGAUGUGGCUGUACUCUCGUCCCCAUCUCUUCAUCAGACGCCGUGAUCCGGGACCUUGGACCUGGAGAGCGUCGUCCACGCCAGAAAACGCAACACCAGGGACACCCUCCUUACCAGCGGCGAAUAACCCCCCGCUCGAUUCUCUUCUCCCACUCGACGCUGCACUCUACUCAGGAUGCCCUCAAUAACGUCGUGCGACCACACCGGGAUCACAGUCACCGAUCUCGAGCGAUCGCUGGCCUUCUGGCAGGACGUGAUGGGCUGCACCCUCGCGCACCGGUUCGACGCGGAGGGCGAGAUGGCCGCGAAGAUCACGGGCGUCGCCGGCGCGGCUCUGCGGAUCGCGAUGCUCGAUGCGCCCGGGGGCUAUCGUAUCGAACUGCUACAAUACACCUCCCCGGCUGACAGAAUGCACCUGCGCCCGCGUCCGUGCGACGUGGGCAGCGUGCACAUCGCGUUCACGGUGGACGAUAUCCACGGCAUGAAGCAGAAGCUCGUCGAUGCGGGGUGCGUAGUCCGCGGGGAGCCGUUUGGGCCGCCGGGGAUGGAGCUGGUCUAUAUGCACGAUCCGGACGGCACGACAAUCGAGCUUAUGGCGCAGCCGAAAAGAAUGCAGUAGAUGCUUGGAGCUAAUACGCACAUGGCUGCUAUGUCUCCUUCCACACGAGAGCGGGAUUCAAUCGAGUCAUUUUCACCGCUACUGCUCCUGAGCAUUCCUCUCUGAAUCUCCACUGAGUGCUUCUUUGGCCUCGGACAUUGACGGGUUCAGCGCCGACGCCCUCAAGCGGACCAAUUCUCACUGCAACAUACUUCGGGAUGCCUAUGCCAGGAGGCAGACCAGCCGAUAAAUCUUAACAUCUGCCAGACACUACCAGCCAACGAAUCUCAUAUCUGCCAAACACUGCUUAAUCACCAACGCUCGUGACAUCAAGGAGCAGAAACCUGGUCUGACUGAAAU